AUGAUUAGACAAGGCGUGAUAGAACCUCCAAAACCAAAAGUUAAAAUGAGCAAUCUCAUGAAAGUUCUUGGCUCUGAAGCAACCCAGGAUCCCACCAGACUUGAGAUGGAAGUCAGAAGUGCAGCUGCCGAGCGUGAACAAGCUCAUGUAGACAGGAAUAUUGCACGUAAGCUCGCUCCUGCUGAACGUCGUGAAAAGAAAGAGAGGAAGCUCUUUGAUGACCCAAAUACACUAGAACCUAUAGUUUCGCUACACAAGAUAAUUGAUCUCUCACAUCCCCUAACCCGCAUUAGUGUUGUGGUGGUUGAAGGUGGGAGCAAAUCUAUUAAGAGGUAUGCGAAGCUUAUGCUUAAGCGUAUAAACUGGGCUGCUGCUGUGAAAAACGAGGAUGAGAAUGAAGAAGAGGACGAGGAGAAACCAGUGAACAAGUGUGUGUUGGUUUGGCAGGGAAGUAUUGCUAAACCAAGCUUCAAUAGGUUUUUUGUGCACGAUUGCAGGACUGAAGCUACUGCCCGGAAAGUGUUUUCUGAAGCUGGGGUUGCUCACUAUUGGGACCUUGCUGUAAACUUCAUGGAAGACCAAAUAUAGUUCGACGAGUUUUGAUGGAACUGUGUUAUCCACAAAACUUCUGUUUGAUUUGAGCUUGCUUUCUUU
Molecule: messenger RNA, 654 nt
Organism: Ilex paraguariensis (yerba mate)
Lineage: Eukaryota; Viridiplantae; Streptophyta; Magnoliopsida; Aquifoliales; Aquifoliaceae
Source: the annotation of a GenBank genome assembly